UAGCGGUGUACGUCUUCCAUGUCUACCAUUCUCGAUCUAUCCCCAUAAGAAUUAAGACUCAUGCGGUCUCUUCGCCUUCUUCUGGCACUGGGACUGCUGUCGACAGUAGUGCAAGCUUCUUCUGCAAUUGAUGCAACAUGCGACUCGGAUUAUGGGCAACUCGGCGAGUCUGGAGACUGCGAGUGUCGCGAAGGCUUCAGUGGCCUUGGGUGUCGCAUGUGCACUGCCAGCACCGACCAAGAUGCCUCCGAUGUUUGUAGCUCUGCUCUAGGCAGCGGCUAUUCGUGCGCCACGGGGCUCAUCUACGACGCCAACUCGUUAGGCAAAACGUACUCCUGCAAGCUGUCGAGCGAUCUUCAAGUUCUUUUCCCGGACGGCGCUAUUGAUGUGAGCUGUGAACGAGACGACCAGGGCGACGGCAACUGCAUUGCUGCGGCUUACAAGGCCAAGGAGACGGUGAACAGUGAGCAUGUCAUCGACUGCA
Molecule: messenger RNA, 484 nt
Organism: Phytophthora infestans T30-4
Lineage: Eukaryota; Oomycota; Peronosporomycetes; Peronosporales; Peronosporaceae
Exons: 1
Coding region: 152-271 (39 amino acids)
Source: RefSeq, a predicted model, not a curated record